AUGAAUAGCUCCAAAUUCCAGGCUGACUGGAUCGUCUUGAACAUGAAGCGAACCAUAGCAGCUACCAAAUCGGCAGCAUUUUGUAGGUUGUACUUGUCCGAGUCAAGCUCUUCCUGGCCGGAUGUGUAUUUUCUUCGAAGAAUCGGCUGGUCAAGCGGAUGGAUGUUUUUUGUGGCAGGCUUACGAGGUGUCAUGUCCACCUCGAACGCUAUGUCUCUGAUUUCUCGGAGCUUGUCUGGGUUUUUCUCGGGUGCAGGGGGUAUAGUCGGAACGAUGAACUCUCCAGGCGAUGACCUGGUCCUCACUUUGAAAAACCUCUUUGGUGCGGACACAUUUGUUGCAGCCGUUUCCGUGGAAGUAGUGGAGAAUAUAGUUGACUGGUCAGACUUUGUAGUAUCAUUGGUGCCCGUUCUGGAAAGAAGAGGGAAAGAAGAUACGGUUGUGGGGUUUCUGCGGAACUUUGAUAAAAACGUGUUGUGA
Ogataea philodendri is the source of this 480-nucleotide messenger RNA. RefSeq lists its product as uncharacterized. NCBI's taxonomy places the organism in Eukaryota, Fungi, Ascomycota, Pichiomycetes, Pichiales, Pichiaceae. The transcript has a single exon. The record is from RefSeq and is a predicted model, not a curated record. Bases 1 to 480 code for a protein of 159 amino acids.